AUGAGAGAAUCCUAUCCGGAUCAUUUAUUCUUAUACACGGAUGGUUCAUCGUGCAGCGACGCGGUGGCAUGUGGUUUUUACUGUAUCAGGGCCACCAAAUCAUUUCGGCUUCACUCCAAAUGCAGUAUUUUCACUGCCGAAAUGUGUGCAAUCUUUGAGGCCCUAAAAUACAUUGAAUCAGCGACGUUGCGGCGAGUAGUUAUCUGUUCCGAUUCUCUCAGCUCUCUUCAAGCUGUCUCCCGUCCUUCGUCAGACUACCUGACUUUAUCCGUUCAAAGCCUGAUUCAUCGUCUUCUGUCCCGCCGCUAUGACCUGGUACUUAGUUGGGUCCCAGGCCACGUGAGUAUCAGAGGGAACGAACUGGCCGACCAGGCGGCGAAAUCAGCGACUCGUAAAACUCGUAUCGACAUCCCUUCUGUGCCAUUGUCCGAUGUUCAGGCUUUCUUGAAACGAUCCGUGCUUAGAGCGUGGCAAACAGAGUGGCACAAUAGCACUUUCAAACUAAGUGCGAUAAAGAAUUCUGUGUAUCCCUGGCGCUCCUCAUCACGGUCCU
Molecule: messenger RNA, 553 nt
Organism: Parasteatoda tepidariorum (common house spider)
Lineage: Eukaryota; Metazoa; Arthropoda; Arachnida; Araneae; Theridiidae
Source: RefSeq, a predicted model, not a curated record